Melozone crissalis (California towhee) is the source of this 1774-nucleotide messenger RNA. RefSeq names its product homeobox containing 1 (gene HMBOX1). The coding region runs from base 156 to 1523 and encodes 455 amino acids. Lineage: Eukaryota; Metazoa; Chordata; Aves; Passeriformes; Passerellidae. Gene Ontology annotation, molecular function: double-stranded telomeric DNA binding. The record is from RefSeq and is a predicted model, not a curated record. The transcript is spliced from 11 exons. Gene Ontology annotation, cellular component: nucleus. Gene Ontology annotation, biological process: positive regulation of DNA-templated transcription.
UUAAUCUCCCCUCAAUCUGGGGCGGGGGUGGGCGGGGGGACCCCCCCAGUCCCGCCGGUCCAUGGUGAGGCGGAGGCGCCGGCAGCACCCAGAGAAUGGUGAAUAACACUGAAGACCCUCAAGAGGCUUUGUAACGUCCCAUCCUCAUGUAAAGUAUGCUCAGAACUUUUCCAGUAGUCCUGCUGGAAACCAUGUCUCACUACACAGACGAGCCAAGAUUCACCAUAGAGCAGAUCGACCUCCUGCAGCGCCUGAGACGCACGGGAAUGACCAGGCAUGAGAUCCUGCACGCCCUGGAAACCUUGGACCGUCUGGACCAAGAGCACAGCGACAAAUUCGGGAGAAGAUCCGGCUACGGAGGCGGCUCCUACGGCAACAGCACCAACAACGUGCCGGCGUCGUCCUCGACGGCCACGGCUUCCACGCAGACGCAGCACUCGGGGAUGUCGCCGUCCCCGAGCAACAGUUACGACACCUCCCCACAGCCUUGCACUACGAAUCAGAACGGGAGGGAGAGUAACGAGAGGUUGUCUGCCUUCAACGGGAAGAUGUCGCCCACCCGCUACCCGCUGGCCAACAGCCUGGCCCAGAGGUCCUACAGCUUCGAGGCCUCCGAGGAGGACUUGGACAUCGACGACAAAGUGGAGGAGCUGAUGAGGAGGGACAGCAGUGUGAUAAAGGAGGAAAUCAAAGCCUUCCUCGCCAACCGGAGAAUUUCCCAAGCAGUUGUUGCACAGGUAACAGGUAUCAGUCAGAGCCGGAUCUCCCAUUGGCUGUUGCAGCAGGGGUCGGACCUGAGUGAACAGAAGAAAAGGGCAUUUUACAGAUGGUACCAGCUUGAGAAGACAAAUCCUGGGGCUACACUAAGCAUGAGACCCGCUCCCAUCCCAAUAGAAGAGCCAGAAUGGAGACAGACGCCUCCCCCAGUCACAGCUACCUCUGGGACCUUCAGACUACGGCGAGGCAGUCGGUUCACGUGGAGAAAGGAGUGCCUGGCUGUUAUGGAGAGUUACUUCAAUGAGAAUCAAUAUCCCGACGAGGCAAAGAGAGAAGAAAUUGCCAACGCCUGUAAUGCAGUUAUACAAAAACCAGGAAAAAAGUUGUCGGAUUUGGAGCGAGUUACCUCCCUCAAAGUGUACAAUUGGUUUGCCAACAGGAGGAAGGAGAUCAAGAGAAGAGCCAAUAUUGAAGCAGCAAUCCUGGAGAGCCAUGGAAUAGAUGUACAGAGUCCAGGAGGUCACUCCAACAGCGACGACGUGGACGGCAACGACUACUCAGAGCAGGACACUUGGCAAGUACGCAACGGGGAGGAGGAGGGACGGUGUUCCGAGGGAGGCAGAGAAGCAGAGAAGGUAGAAGAAGACAGGAGGAUCUGCUCCAAACAAGAUGACAGCACUAGCCAUAGUGACCACCAAGACCCCAUUUCCUUAGCAGUGGAGAUGGCAGCAGUCAACCACACCAUCCUGGCGCUGGCCCGGCAAGGAGCCAACGAGAUCAAGACAGAGGCUCUGGACGACGACUGAUGCCAAGAGAGGGGAGGGUCAAAGCAAGAAGUAACUUAGUUUUAGACGUAGCACCUUAGCAGACUUUCCUCAGUCCUUAAUAUGUGUUCUUACAGUAUAACUUUGCAGUUUCUUGUACGUCAGUUAGCUGUUAGGGUCUUGUUCUGUGAAGAUGGCAUGGUGCCCUCAGCCUUUGCAUAUACUCUCUCAGUAUUAAUUCCCAAUAAAUAAUCAAUCAACCAACCAACCUCCCUCUCCCGGCCCCCAGUGGC